AUGCGCAACAAUCCUAGUUAUUCACGGACGUAUCUAAGCAAGUCCAACAAUCACUUUCAACAACCGCUUGCGGUAACCAGUGAUCCGGAAGUUCUUGCGAAGAGACGAGCACGAAACAACCUACUCAAGCAGGGGGGUCAGCGAUUUCAAGGACGGAUUCAGUCUCUGCACCUGCCCAAGGUUGAGCCUUCUCCUUCCACGGUGUUGAUCGCAACCUCAACUGCGCUGAAUCCAGCAGGUGUGAUGGAUUUGACUAUUGACAAUGAGGUAUACGGACCACCAGUUGGCAGUAGCGACGAAGAAGAGGAGAAAGAAAAUCAGGACAAGACGUCCACAAAAGCUGUACAAUCUUUACCGACUCCCGAAAAUACUCAGCAAUCCUCCAAACUUAAGAGACGGCUACCUUCGAGCAGGCCAGAUGCAAACCGACGUGAAUCGAAAAGGCUAAAAGGAAACAAAGAUGAAGGCAUUACCAGUGUACUAGACGAAAGGGUUGCCAAUAUACCACCACCAUCGAGCAUGGAACUGUUUCCGAAUUCCUCACAGUCGAGUCAGAGAAGGAGGGGGCAGUAUCAUAAAGGAAGAAGACCUCAAUAUAGAGCCAGUCCGGAGUUGUCACAAAAUGAUACAGAGAAUGCGGAUCUCAAUAUACCUAGCUCUGCUGAGAUGCCUAGGCGGAAGCGGCAAGGAAACGUAAAAUUUGAGAACCUAUCAAGUUCACAAACCUCUUCACCUCGAUCAAAGACGUCGAAGCAGGAAAUCGACCUCCCCGCAAGCAGUCCAACUCGGAAAAGAAGGCAAAGAGCCUUCGCAUUGCCAGGCGUGCAAACAGACGAGGGUCCUGAAAUGAACGGGGACGAUAGCGACGACAUUGCACAGCAGUUGUUCGUAUCUGUCGAACCAGCAAGGGAACGCCGCGGCUCUACUUCCAGCUUAUCAUCACUAAACUCUAUCAACGAAAUUGCAGUUGAUCUUGAGACCGAGGCAAGAUUGAUGGCAGAUGACGAUGUCACAGACCUAGAAGAGACAGUAUCGUCGAUUCACUUCAUGUGCCCGAGGUGUAAACGUACGACCCUGAAAGAGGGUAUCGAGCUACCAGAACCAUGCACAGACACUAAAAACCUCACCGGCCUCCAGCAGCAACAGUUUUGUUAUAUUCAUCGCAUGCGCGAUGCAAGACUUGCCUGGAACAAAGCUGGCUACCCAGAACUCGAUUUUGCAACUCUCGGGACCUCGAAGCGUGUACAGAAACAUAUCAAGAAUCUACUUCCCGUAAUCGGACGCAAAACUCCCUCAUUCUACCUCAAGAAACUUGACGAAGCAGCUUCGAGGUCAAAAGGUCAAGGAGCUAUCAAACAUUUCUUCGCCGAGGAGACCAUCGAUCUGAUACACCAUGGCUACUAUGGUCCACGUGGUGCCAAGGUUAUCUCUAAGACGAUUGCCGAAGACGCUGAAGUGGUGAGCUCACUCAAGGGCAGGACACGUGAUAAAGCUGUACAAGCAGCUGGUAUUGGCCGCUACAUCGAUUGUGUGCUUACGCCAGAGGUUUUGAUAAAGUUGGUGCAGGAAGAUUCGAAAGAGCCGCGUAGUGAAGAAGAUGCGAGGAAGGUUCUGAAAGAUUCUCAAGAGCUUGGAAGGUUGCUAUGCGGAGAUGACGAUGAGGUCAAUACUGAGGAGGAUGUCGAUCUUGGAAACGAUGUCUAA
Lithohypha guttulata is the source of this 1704-nucleotide messenger RNA. RefSeq lists its product as uncharacterized. Bases 1 to 1704 code for a protein of 567 amino acids. The transcript has a single exon. Lineage: Eukaryota; Fungi; Ascomycota; Eurotiomycetes; Chaetothyriales; Trichomeriaceae. The record is from RefSeq and is a predicted model, not a curated record.